Drosophila hydei is the source of this 1170-nucleotide messenger RNA. RefSeq names its product putative gustatory receptor 59d. Gene Ontology annotation, cellular component: axon; neuronal cell body; membrane. The record is from RefSeq and is a predicted model, not a curated record. Gene Ontology annotation, biological process: sensory perception of taste. Gene Ontology annotation, molecular function: sweet taste receptor activity. Bases 1 to 1170 code for a protein of 389 amino acids. Lineage: Eukaryota; Metazoa; Arthropoda; Insecta; Diptera; Drosophilidae. The transcript is spliced from 2 exons.
AUGGUUGAACCGACGAAGUAUAUGCUACGCAUGGUGUAUUUCUACUCGCGGCUUCUUGGCGUCCUCAACUUUGAUAUUGAUGUGACAACGGGUCGAGCGCGCAUCACGCGGCGAGCAUCGAUAUACGCAGCUUUAGCAAAUGUUGUGCUCUUCAGCUUUUUUAUCUUGUUGAGUAAAAGUGAGCUAAUGGAGACGAUGUGGUCCAAAGCGGAUGUGCUACACGAAUACCUCUACCUGGUCAUCCACGUGACGCGAGUGAGCUGCGUGCUGGUCACUUUGCUCAGUCGCUGGUGGCAGCGCCAGCACCUGAUUAAACUAAUAAAUGAGCUCAGUCGAAUGGCUUGGCGGAAACCUGAAGUUAUGACAAUGUGGCGACGAAGAGUUAUUAUGAAAUGCGUGAGCAUUUUUAUGUCGGAAGUCUCUCAAGUCGUACUAACCCUAGUUUUCUUCCAAAACUACAUGACAAUUUACUUGGCCAUCAGCAUUGGUCUCUUGUAUACGCUGACAGCCUUAGUCAAUGUCAUCAUCUCACAUAUCUACUUUAUAAAUCUGAAUGUCUAUUGUCACUACUGUCUGCUCAAUCAAGAGAUAAGGGCAGUGUUCGCAGAGGCCCAAUCCCUGGAGGCUGAACAUAGUGAGGCUGCUCGCAUGAGAAGAUGCUGCCAUCUGGCCGAGCACUUGGAUGGCAUAGCCCGAACGCAAUCUCAAUUGCAAAACCUUCUACAAAGUACAGCUCGCAUCUUCGGUAUUCAGAGCCUGUGUGUAGCCGCCAUUCUUUACAGUUCCGUGAUGGCUACCAUAUACUUUAGCAUUGUUGGCUACAACGGCGUGAAUAUUUCUUCCAGUUGGAACUUAACAAACGUGCUUCAGUUUUUCGAAACCACCGUCUACUUUGCGGAUAUUCUGAUUACCAUGGACAAUCUUUAUAUUAUUCUAGAUGUUCAUGCAGAAAUGUUGACCUUGCUACAACAAUUCGCCACACUGGCACCGGGCCUAGAUGAGCGCUUUGAGGUGGUGUACGAAAGCUUUCAACUGCAACUCGCGCGCAACCCACUAAAAUUGAAGCUCUUUUAUUUCUAUAAAAUGGAUCGGUCGACAGCAGUUGCCAUGCUCAGCUCAAUAGUGACUCACUCCCUGGUCCUGGUUCAAUAUAAACUACAAAAUAGCUAA